Acipenser ruthenus (sterlet) is the source of this 2747-nucleotide messenger RNA. RefSeq names its product oocyte zinc finger protein XlCOF26-like. The transcript is spliced from 2 exons. Bases 695 to 1789 code for a protein of 364 amino acids. Gene Ontology annotation, molecular function: RNA polymerase II cis-regulatory region sequence-specific DNA binding; DNA-binding transcription factor activity, RNA polymerase II-specific. Gene Ontology annotation, biological process: regulation of transcription by RNA polymerase II. Lineage: Eukaryota; Metazoa; Chordata; Actinopteri; Acipenseriformes; Acipenseridae. The record is from RefSeq and is a predicted model, not a curated record.
CUGCGUGACGUCACUCAACUCCACCCGCAGCUUGAAUGGUUAAUUUGAUGUGAAACUGAUUCAACACGCACGCACGCACAUUGAGCUUGGUUUACGGAGUUUAUUGAGCUGGUUGUUUUAACAAUGUUUUUAACAAACCUAUUUGAUAGCAUACUCAUAUCAUUCUGCAGUUACCUUAAUAUGAAAUGUAAUACCAUCACACACUUGGGCUAUUCGGCUGCGCUGCAAGGUUUGGAGAAAGCGUUUCUCAAGAAGCUGCGUGUGACGUCAGACAGACAGCAGCCACGAGCAGCAGGCUCUGUGAUAUGAGAACGCAACCUUUUAGCUUAGAGGUGUUGGUCCCUGCACAUUAACGGACAUGAACGGUUUUUUUAAAAAAAGAACCCCACUGCAAGGUAUUUUGGGCAGCUGUGGAAUCCUUAUCCAAAAUAUAUCCUUUGCUUAUCUCGACCUUAGGCGGAACUAGUGUGUUGGGAGCCGUGGAGGAGCUUAUUUCAUGUAACUCAAUAGGAAGAAGCCACGGCGAGGGUGCAAGUUGAGGAGAAGCAGCUAACAAUUUAUUUUUUUUCCCCGCAUAAUUAUCUUACCUUUAAUACCUUUGGGUCUGGCUGUUGCUGUUGGAGUUUAUUCGGGAGUCGGCUCAACGGAACUCUGUGCAGAACUGGCCUAUAUUGGUGUAAGGCGAGGACCAAAGAUGGAGCCUGUCCAUGUUAAAGAGGAAGUGUGUGAAGUGGAGCUUGUCAGAAUUAAAGAGGAGGAACCUGACCUGGAGCCUGACCUGGAACCUGUCCAUGUUAAAGAGGAGGUCUUCGAAGUGGAGCUUGUCAGAAUUAAAGAGGAGGAGCCUGAGGAGGCUGAUGAAGAGGAACCUUCACAAGAGACCACAGGGCUUCAGGGUUCUGUGUCUGACCAUUCCAAAUACACAAGCAACUCUCUUAUAUGUAGUGAUUGUGGGAAGAGUUUCAGUCGCUUAGGAAGCUUUAAAAGACACCAACAAAUUCACGUAGGAGUGAAACUACAUCUCUGUACUGAAUGUGGGAAGGGUUUCAGUCGUUUAGGAAACCUGAAAUCACAUGAACAAGUUCACACAGGAGUGAAACCGUAUACUUGUACCGAAUGUAGCAAGAGUUACAGUGAAUUAAGAUACCUUAAAAGACACCAGCUAUCUCACAAAGGAGUGAAACCACAUCCCUGUUAUGAAUGUGGGAAGAGAUUUAGUCAGUUAGGAGUCCUUCGAAAACACCAGAGAAUUCAUACAGGAGAAAAACCUUAUAACUGCACUGAAUGUGGGAAGAGUUUUAAUCAGUUUGGAACCCUUAAAAGUCAUCAGCGAAUUCACACAGGGGAGAAACCAUAUGCUUGUUCUGAAUGUGGCAAGAGUUUUAACGAGUUAGGAACCCUCAAAAAUCACCAGCGAAUUCACACAGGCGAGAAGCCAUAUCAAUGUACUGAAUGCGAGAAGAGCUUCAUUCAGUUAGGACACCUUCGAACACACCAGCGACUUCACACAGGAGAGAAACCCUAUCAGUGUAACGAGUGCGGGAAGACUUUCAAUGCAUUAGGGCACUUUAAAACUCACCAGUGGACUCACACAGAAGAGAAACCAUUUCACUGUACUCAGUGUGAUAAAGGUUUUUACCAUUUAGGAAGCCUUAAAAUACACCUGCGAACUCACACAGGAGAGAAGCCAUACCAUUGUACGGAAUGUGAUGCAAGUUUCGGGCGGACGUAUCUUCUUAGAAAGCAUGAGCAAAUUCAUGCUGAAGAGAAAACUUGUCCACAGAAGUAACUAGACCAGAAGGUUAACUGAACUCUUAAAUCACUCAUGAGGCCACUCAAGUUUAUACAGAGGACUUCAUUGAGUGAAUAUUAGAAAGAAAACUUAGACUCUGAAUAUUGAACUUGUGAACAAGAUAAAUGGCACCCAUCAAUAAAGGGACCCACGUUUGUAAUGGCUGCGAGAAAGGGACAAUCUGCAGGACUCGCAUUUUUAACUCGCGCAUUUUGAACACAGAACAAAUUGUUGGUUGGAAAUAUAAUGCAAACUACAUGCCACCUGCAUAAAAUAGUUUUUUUUUUUUUAUAUUCAAAUACAGUCAUUUCUCGUUAAUACAAACUCUGGUAAUACCUGUUGCACACUACAUUUUGUAAGUUGUACAAUGAAAUUAGCCAGCCAUGUUGCAUAAUUCUGUAGUUUGUCGCUUCUGAUCAUGUCAUUUAUUAAACUUUAAUACAUUUCUGGAAAAAAAUGUCUACCAAGCACAGUAGUUGUAAUAGAAAUGUAUCUCCUGCAUUUAUUUAUUCUUACCUCUGCAGGGCAGGCUUGCAAGCUGUUCUAUUUUAAACAUAAAUCAAUAUUGUUAUGUUAUUAUAUAUUGAUAUUUUCACUAUGAAACUGUAUUCUAUAUUGUCACUUACUAAGUGCUGUAACGUCAGUGUUUUUCCUAAUGGGUGUGUAUUUGUAUGCCUGGACUGGGACGACCCUGUUAUGCUGUCUAGAUGCCUGGACUGGGAGCACCCCCCUGUUAUACUGUCUAGAUGCCUGGACUGGGAGCACCCCCCUGUUGUACUGUCUAGAUUGCUGCAAGGCAGCUCCUACAAAGUUGCAGGAAUGCAGUACCUUGCCGGCUAUACGAAAAUGAAUUGCUCUUUUUUAGUUUUUUUUUUUCUAUUCCUUUUUGGUGUGUGUGCAACAUGUUGUUGUUAAUGUUUAGUUUAGUAAGGAGAAAUAAAUAUUGCAAUAAUCA